AUGGAGGCGUAAACAAAGUGCCAAUCUCCCUUGCCAUUUUUUCGGGAUAUUUUUCCAGGGACGGUUACUGUUGAAUGUUGGAAUAGAGGCUGACAGUACAUGGAGUUAGCUGAUAGGUUGGAUACCUGAUAAUUUCUCAACUUGCGUGCUUGAGUGUUGCAUGUGCAAUAAGUCAUUUAUUUAGUCUGGGGUUGAGCUGAAGCAGCUGGGAGAUGUGGUGGAACAAAUGACCUGUAGAGGAGUGGUAUGGCGAGUGGCGGAGGGGACAGGCUGCGAAUGGUGACGGUGGUGGACCUACGACACAAGAUGGAUGCCCUCGUGUCUGACCUCUCCCACGCUCUGGAUGAGUCUCAGCUGCCCCAGUACCAUCGCAAGAGAAGGGGCUUCAAACGACGCGCCAAGCUGGCCAAUAAUCUUAGCUUGUCUAGCACCCAUGCCCUUAGCGAAGACUCCUCCAGCAGCAUCGGCGAAGUCCUCCUCUCCCAAGACAACAAAUCCUCGAUCCCUCUCACCGACUCCGAUGACAUGAGCCCCCCCCCAGAGCCCCGGCUGCGCACCCAGCUCCUCACCCACCACCGCGCCUCGGCCAACCUGGUCGAGUCGGACUCCGUCAAUGAGAACUUCUCCCCUGUCCGGCCCCACAACAGGAGUGUCAACCCUUUUUUGUGUAGGAAGAGAAAGUGCAAGAGGCUGGCCCUGGACCCAGACGUCCCCUCCACCUCUGCCACCGCUCCCCAGGCCCCAGGACCUCCCCCCAUGAGCAAACCCACGGCCAUUGCCUCGGCUAUCCUGGCUGGCUCGUCUACCAACAGGAAAAAAAAGGUCCUCAGACCAUCUCCGGACUCAGAGAACAGAUACCUCGCAAUUUCGGCAGGGAAGCGCAAGCGAGGCCGCGAGCGCAGUGUAGAGUGGUGUGCGGGCCAGCAGGUAUCGGGGGGUCGGCGGCACGGGUCCUCUUCUAGUCACUACCACAGCCUCCGGGUUCACCGCACCUCGACUCAGACCAGCAACGAAGACAGCAUGGAGUACGAUUAUUCUGAUGAUGCCAACAUGGAGCAUAGCAGCAGUGAGAGCAGUACAGAGAGUGAGGCAGGAAUCUACACAUGCGAUGAAGGACGUGAGGCUGAUGAUGAGCAGAGUGACUGGUUUGCUGAGCCUGAUCCCGUCUAUGGAGUCCCUGGCUCCGCUAACUCUACCAGGCAGAGGGCUGCAUCGAACCGCCUUUCGUGGUGGAAUGAGAAUGAGUUCAGUCUGUCGUCUUCAGCCAAGGCUCUGUUCAAAGAGAGGUAUGAGAAAAUGUCCGUGGAGAACCAGCAAGCCUGCAGACUCAGGUUCCAAAAGCUGAGAGAGAGGCUUCUGAGACGGGAAAUACGUGCAGGAAGAAGGCGAAUCAGGGACCGAAAGCCAGGGUUUAGCAUUGUGUCGUCGGUUAACGAUAAAGUCUCAAGAUUUCUACAGGACCCCACCCAGUCGGAGCUCCGUCUGCGUCCCAUGACGGACAAGGACCGCGACCAGCUCAAUCACCUGGCUGAUCUCUACUCCCUGACGGUGCGGGGCGGAGACAACCACUCAGCUCCCAUACUCACCAAGACAAGGUGUGUGGUCCAGCAUAGGAAUAGGCCGGGAAACACAAUUACGAAGCAGAGGCUGGAGGUGGAUAGUGAGGUAAUGGCGUGCGAGGGAGCCUUCCCGGGGGGCUUGCCGGUACCCUUGAGUGACAUGAAGAGACGCCGUCGCACCCCUCCCCCUCCCCCCAACAACCUGACAGAGGGCAGCAACGACUCAGUUGAGAGUGUCUUCAACAGCGCUGGAAUUUCGGGGACUUCCUUCCGACCUCCAGUACCCACUGUGAGUUGGGAUGAUGACCUAGGAGACUGUUGUGCCGACUCCCUUUCGGAGAGAUUGGCAGACUCCGAACCCGACCCCCUGCCAUCACCGACGUCUCUUGGGCUCCACGACUGUACUUUAUAGUCACGCCUGUUUUGCGGCAGCUGCUUUUUUAUUAUAUUUAUUUUAUUUAUAUACUAAUUUUGGGGCAGCAGCAAACUUCCUUACGUCCUCCCCAUGAUUACAAGCCAAGCAUUUUGAUCUCCACUAUUUCUUUUUUAAUAUCUUUCUUCCCAUCUUUAUUUAUUUUUUGGUAAGCAAAAAUAUUGUUGUGGAUGGGAAAUAAACAGUCACCAAGGCUUUACAGCUGAAAGGAAAUAUCAAACCGACACCUGCCCUUUCUAUAGAAGUGUAUGAGAAACACUAAUUUUAUUUUAGUUGCCCCACUCUCCCUUCAAGGCUUCUGAGGGGCAGAGGUGUCCUGAUGCCCACUCCUUUUCUGUUCCUUGCCUUCACUUCCCUCUUUCCUCUCAUUACUACCCCACCUAAAGAAAGAAAGUUGUAUAUUUUUACAAGAAUAUAUGAAAAUUAUAGUGUAUUGAUUUGUUACCAGACUUUUGUUAUGAUUUAUAAAAGAGAGAAAAAAAGAGAAAAAGGAUGAAAUAAUGGUUGUACAUACAUUUUCAUACCAAGUUUACUGACGAGGACCUUGCCACUCUCAUGUUCUAUGCUUUUGAUGGAAAGUCUAGAAAUACUGCAAUCUCCCUCUCUUUCCAGUGUGUAAUUACCCUGCUUGUAAUAUUAUUGAUAGUAACUCUUAUUUAUUAUAUAAUAUUAUUUAUUUCAUAUAUUAUUAUUGUCUAUCAUAUACAGAUGCAACAUGCUGUAGGUUUUUACAUUGAGGUUUGUCGGUAUCUUGAUUGAUACAAAUUUUGGGAUUUUCAAUAUCUUUGAAUACAUUUUUUGUGCUCUGUCUCUUUGGGCUAUAUCUCUUGUUCUCUCUCUUUUUUAACAAAAUUUAUAUUUGAGUGUAUGACUCAAUGCUGUGUGAAUGCUUGGCAUUUCACAUUUGAGCAAGAGUUAUUAUUACUUGAAAUUUGAAGAAAUUGUUAUCAAGAGAAAAUUCUUAUUUGGGAGAGCCUCUUUUUUUCAACAAUCCUCGUGUACACUGCCAUAUAUAUAUUUAAAAUUUUCUACAAGAUCUGUUACAGUUUUGCAAAAAUGAAAAAAGUUUAAUAGAUUUUGCUGGUGACAGGUAAUGCGUAGUAUAUCUUUGAUAAGUAUGUACAUGUGUGUUUGUAUAUAUAUAAUGUGUGUAUGUAUGAGUGUGUUGAAGACAAAUAUUGAGUUCUGUAUGAAAGAAAGUGUAUUGAACUGAAGUCCAGAUUAUAUUACAAAGAAUUUCCACCAAAUUA
This is a messenger RNA of Penaeus chinensis, 3242 nucleotides long. RefSeq names its product G patch domain-containing protein 2-like. The record is from RefSeq and is a predicted model, not a curated record. Bases 247 to 1971 code for a protein of 574 amino acids. The transcript has 12 exons. Gene Ontology annotation, molecular function: nucleic acid binding. NCBI's taxonomy places the organism in Eukaryota, Metazoa, Arthropoda, Malacostraca, Decapoda, Penaeidae.